Messenger RNA from Myotis davidii, 1278 nucleotides. Its product is annotated as membrane cofactor protein-like. NCBI's taxonomy places the organism in Eukaryota, Metazoa, Chordata, Mammalia, Chiroptera, Vespertilionidae. Gene Ontology annotation, biological process: negative regulation of complement activation, classical pathway. The coding region runs from base 1 to 1278 and encodes 425 amino acids. The transcript has 8 exons. The record is from RefSeq and is a predicted model, not a curated record.
AUGGCAUCUUCGGAGCCGCGCUGGCCACCUCCUCAGCGCCACGCGAGCGCCUUCUCUUUCUGGCGCUCCCCUGGCAUCCUGUUGGUGGCCCUAGGGCUCCUACUGCCCAUGUGCUCUGAUGCCUGUGAUGAUCCAAUGAGAUUUGAAACCAUGAUGUUAAACGGUCCUCCUAAAGCAUCUUAUGGUCCUGGGGACAGAGUCGAAUUUAAGUGUCGUUUAGGAUACAAGCGUAUUGUCCCUUUAGUCCCCACCACUGCAGUUUGUCAGCCUGAUAACACAUGGGCACCUCCUCUCCAGGAGGCUUGUACAGAAAAGACAUGUCCGCAGCUAGGAGAGCCCCUCAAUGGCGAAGUAGUUUAUGUAAACGGAACUACCACAUUUGGUUCUCAAGCUCACUAUGUUUGUAAUGCGGGUUAUUACUUACUUGGAACAAAAAAUCUAUAUUGUGAAAUUUCUGGAAAUAAUGUGGAAUGGAGUGAUAGUCCCCCACAGUGUGAAAAGAUUUUGUGUCAACCACCUCAACAAAUACCAAAUGGAGAAUUCAGCAAUAGCCACAAGGAUACAUUUGAAUAUAAUGAAGUAGUCACUUACAGUUGUAAACCUUCAAAUGGGCCAGAUGAAUAUUCCCUUGUUGGAGAGAGCAGGCUUGUUUGUUCUGGGCGAAACCAAUGGAGCAGUGACCCUCCUGAGUGUAAAGUGGUCAAAUGUCAAUAUCCAGUACUCGAGAAUGGGAGAGUCAUUUCUGGACUUAGGAAAAAAUAUUACUACAAAUCUGAGGUUACAGUUGAGUGCCUGGAGGGAUUUCACCUUAAAGGCAGCAAGGCAGUUGUCUGUGGAGUGAACAAUAAUUGGGAGCCCAAGAUGCCAGAAUGUAUUAAAGAGCAUUCCACUCAAACUAGUAAACCACCAUCUAAAGGCAAUAAGGAAUACGGUUUCCUACCGAUCCCUUGGGAAAUGAUGGCAUCUUCGGAGCCGCGCUGGCCACCUCCUCAGCGCCACGCGAGCGCCUUCUCUUUCUGGCGCUCCCCUGGCAUCCUGUUGGUGGCCCUAGGGCUCCUACUGCCCAUGUGCUCUGGUAGGGACGGGAAAGGUGAGAGCUCUGGAGGCAAUGGAGAGAGUCGGGGAGCGGGCCCACCGGAGCCGAGGGCGGGAGAGGUUUGCUUUGUGGGUCGGGUAGGAAGCACGGGCUUGGCGGAGCAGGGUGGUGCAGGUGGAGUCCGGCUUAGGAUGGCCUUUCAGUGGUACCGAAAAGCUACUGCAGGGACCGCGGAGGGCUAG